Stegodyphus dumicola is the source of this 1317-nucleotide messenger RNA. RefSeq lists its product as uncharacterized. The record is from RefSeq and is a predicted model, not a curated record. Gene Ontology annotation, molecular function: oxidoreductase activity. Lineage: Eukaryota; Metazoa; Arthropoda; Arachnida; Araneae; Eresidae.
CCUCCCAAACACCCUUUCACCCUUCUCUUUCUCCCCCGUCCCGAUCUUUAUCAGAAGUCGAGUAAAAAGAUGUUUCUACAUCUUGACACUCGAGAAUAAAAUACGAUCUGUGUGUGUAUAGUGCCGACUGGAACCUCCUUCCUUUCCUACCUCCAUGAUUGCGAAACAUGGAUAGCGGUAUUAAGAUGAUGAAUGUCACGUGAUAGUAGGAACUUUUCUUUGCUACUAUUACUAAAAGCGGGGGAUACAAGUCUAAGACAAUUUUUGGGUUUAGUAGAAGCACUUGUUUUCGUUUUCUAUCGGAAUGACUGAUCUGAAAGGAAAAGUUGUGCUUAUUACAGGUGCUUCCUCCGGUAUUGGUGCUAGUACGGCUGUGCAUUUCGCUACUUUGGGAUGCAAACUUAGUGUAGUUGGUAGAAACGAGAUAAAUUUAGAGAAGACUAUCGAAGCUUGCACGAAUGCUGGAACAGAAAGUUCUGAUAUAUUAAAGAUGGUUGCUGAUAUAUCUAAGGAAGAAGAAAUUAAUAAGAUAAUUAAGUCCACUAUUGAUUAUUUUGGGAGACUAAAUGUUUUGGUGAAUAAUGCUGGGAUAAUGAAAAUAGGUACUGCAGAAAAUACUGCCAUGGAAAUUUAUGAUGAAACAAUGAAUGUUAAUGUUCGUUCUCUUUUUCUCAUAACACAGUUGGCAAUUCCACAUUUAAAGAAAACCAAAGGGAAUAUAGUUAAUGUGUCAAGUGUAGCUGGCCUUAGAUCUUUCCCAGGAGUAGCAGCUUACUGUGUAAGCAAAGCUGCUGUUGAUCAGUUAACAAGGUGUACAGCUUUAGAAUUAGCAAGUGAUGGUGUAAGAGUGAAUUCUGUGAACCCUGGUGUAAUAAUAACUGAACUUCACAAAAGAGGUGGUAUGGCAGAAGAGGUAUAUGUAAAGUUUUUAGAACGCUGCAAAGGCACUCAUGCUUUAGGGAGACCAGGCACUGUAGAUGAAGUAGCUGAAGCAAUAAUCUUUUUAGCUGAUGAAAAUAAAUCUUCUUUCAUAACUGGAGUUAAUUUGCCUGUAGAUGGUGGCCGUGGUGUCAUGUGUCCAAGAUAGGUACUUUUCCUGACAUAAUAAUAAAAAGAUUUUGAAAAUUGGAAUUUAAGACUUUUGGGAAGAUUGUGCAAAAUUCCAAAUUAAAUGGAGUUCAAUUUAAUAAUAUUAUUGUGAUUGGAAGAAGUAAGAAGACCUCUUUUAAGAAGCAGUUACUCCAGAUUUUGAAAAUAUUGAUUUAAAAAAUACAAGGCCUUAUUUUGUUAUCAAUAAAUUCUAGUUUUUUCCCCAUA